Arctia plantaginis is the source of this 2235-nucleotide messenger RNA. The record is from the annotation of a GenBank genome assembly. NCBI's taxonomy places the organism in Eukaryota, Metazoa, Arthropoda, Insecta, Lepidoptera, Erebidae.
AUGGCGGGUAUGCCCGUUCUUGGCAACAGCGUCGGAGCCGGCGAGCUGCGAGACACCAGUCGUGAGGCGAGCAACAGGUCCUCAAGUAGCGGUUCUCGACGCGGGUCCUCACCACAUCAUAGCCAGGAACACGAAACAUGUGACGCAACAGUCCACAAGCCAGAUCUGACAAGGCCACGUCCUACAAGCUAUGAGAGGGAGUACCAUGAGAAAGUACCGACUAUGGCAACUCUAAGCGGCACUGGUGUUGUGACCCAUACAGCACCAUCAUAUGAAGAGCAGCGCGCCAAUCCAGCACUACUAAGCCGGGGCGCAAGUUGUACUCCUGGUGGACGAAGUGUGCGAGAUGAUGGCUACUGUUCUGCCAGCAGUACACCGCGUGCGUUUGAUAAUAAAUCUACGAAAGGAUCUGUUGUGACACUGUCGUGUUAUAAAAAAGAGCCUAAAGUACAGAUAGAAGAGGAAUGUUUCUACAGUGAAGCUUCUAAGCGACUCAGAACUAAUAGCAUUAAAACAGAAGCCAACGACGGGCGAGAAACAUGGGGUACAGGAGCAGACUUUCUACUAUCCAUCAUAGGAUUCGCAGUGGACCUCGCCAACGUGUGGCGUUUCCCUUAUCUAUGCUACAGGAAUGGCGGUGGUGCAUUCCUAAUUCCUUACACACUGAUGUUAGUCUUCGGUGCUGUGCCAUUGUUCUACAUGGAACUAAUCCUGGGGCAAUACAACCGACAAGGACCCAUCACGAUUUGGAAGAUAUGUCCGCUGUUCAAAGGUGUGGGAUUUUGUGCGGUCAUGGUGGCGUUUUACGUUUCAUUCUACUACAACGUGAUCAUUGGUUGGGCGUUCUACUUCCUAGUAUCAUCAGCUCGCUCCGAGCUACCAUGGCUACAUUGCGACAAUGCCUGGAACACCGAGCAGUGCUGGGACACGACCAGAACCAACAGCACCAAUAGAACUGAUAUACGUUAUCAAGGACCCUUGUCGCACUUCACGCCUGCUUCGGAGUUUUUUCAUCGUGCUGUACUCGAGAUGCAGUACUCGGAAGGUCUGAACGACCUGGGUUUCCCCAAAUGGCAACUGGCGAUUUGUUUGGGUAUGGUCUACGUAACUUUAUAUCUUUCACUCUUCAAAGGAGUGAAAAGCUCCGGAAAAGUUGUGUGGAUGACAGCAACUAUGCCGUAUGUGGUGCUUUCUAUACUUCUGGCGCGAGGACUGCUCCUACCUGGAGCCACUAGGGGCAUAGCUUACUACUUGCAGCCUGAGCUAACAAGAUUGAAAGAUACUCAAGUUUGGGUUGAUGCGGCUGUACAAAUAUUUUACUCAGUCGGUGCUGGCUUUGGAGUACAUCUUUCUUACGCCAGCUACAAUACUUUUCACAACAACUGCUAUCGGGACUGUCUAGUAACAACUUUAGUGAACUGUUUUACGUCCUUUUUCUCCGGAUUCGUAAUCUUUACAUAUCUCGGAUUCAUGUCUCAUAAACAAGGAGUUCCUAUUUCAUCUGUAGCUACUGAAGGACCUGGUUUGGUAUUCCAAGUGUACCCAGAAGCUGUGGCCACUCUACCAGGAGCAAGUUUAUGGGCGAUGCUUUUCUUUUUCAUGCUUAUUAUGCUUGGUUUAGACUCAGGGAUGGGCGGUCUAGAGUGCGUGAUAACAGGUCUGUUAGAUGAAGCUCGAGCGUGUGGUGCACACUGGUUGAAGCGGGAACAUUUUACUUUAAUUGUCGUCUGCUUCUCGUUUUGCGUGGCUUGCAUCAACAUUACACCGGGUGGCAUCUACAUGUUUCAUUUACUGGAUACUUACGCAGCCGGCAUAUCUCUGCUCUGUUCCGCCCUCUUUGAAGCUGUUGCAGUAUCCUGGUUCUACGGUCUUAAGAAAUUUUCUGAUGACGUGGAAGAGAUGCUUGGCUUUAGACCCGGUAUUUACUGGAGAAUAUGCUGGAAAUUUGUCAGUCCAACGUUUAUAAUUGGUGUUGUGGUUUUCGGUCUCUUAUACCAGCAACCACUACAAUACCAGCAUUAUACAUACCCACCUUGGGCAGUGGUUUUGGGUUGGGGUCUUGCCUGCUCCUCCAUACUGAUGAUACCUAUUGUUGCGAUAUAUAAACUGGUCACUACACCCGGGACAUUCAAACAGCGAAUAGCAUGCUGUAUAUCCCCAGAAUCUGAGCAUGAGGCUAUUAAAGGUGGUGCACCGGUCAGCCGUUUUACCUGGAGACACUGGCUUUAUGUUUAA